UAGCUUACCGAAAGAGGCCGAAUCACGAAUUCCUUUACUAAAGAUAAUUAAAUGCUACAGAAGACCUCCUCGUGGUGCUUCACCACUCCACGCAUCGUCAUAGGUAUCCUAGAAUCUUCGACUUUUACAUAUUAAUGUGCAAAAGAAACGAGUUUUAGAGCACCAUAUGGCUGUGCUUAAGAAACACUAAAUAAUCACCUCCUAUAACUUCUCAUUUCCACACCAUUCAUCGAAGACACCUUGCUUCUCUGCCACAAACUCCCCCCUCUCCUUCUUCCAUUCCAAUAUCACAGAGGGAGGGAGAGAGAGAGAUGCCUCUACAUUUAGAGGAGACGAAGAAGGCAAGAGCAGAGGUUUAUUAUGGUGAAGAAAUCUGCCGUGAAAAAACAGUUUCAUUGCUGACAGAAAUGGGGUUGCCAAAUUGGCUCUUGCCCUCCUUUGAGGGGAUAAAGGAGUUCGGGUACGUGAAUGACACAGGAUUUGUUUGGCUCAAACAAAAGCAAAAGAGAGAGCACAAGAUUGACGAGGUUGAAGGCAAGAUUGUAAUCUAUGACGCAGAAAUCACAGGAUAUGUGGAGCCCAAGAGGAUCAAGAAACUAACCGGUGUCAAGGCCAAGGAGCUUUUCAUUUGGAUAACCCUCAGCGAAAUCCGUGUGGUGGACGACGAUAGCCGGCCUUCUACGGGCACGAUCACCUUCAAGACUCCUAGCGGGCUUUCAAGGUCUUUUGCCAUUUCCGCAGAUGAUGAACCUAUCCAAACCAAGCCAAACCAAACUGAGCCUCUAAGUCUCAAUUAGUUGGGAUCUUGCUACAUCAAUCGGUUGUCUCCAUUUAACCUGCAGCAUGUAAAAGAUGAAAUUUUUGAUUUGGAAAAAUGGUGGAGGGUGAAGAAAUGGGUUAUCCAAAUUGACACGCAGAAGAUUGGAGCAAAAGAAGUGCCUUGCAUUAGGAUACCCAAAAAAAAGGUAUUCUGCACCUGUUAUUUUUUCAAAAUAUGAUACAGAGUAUUCUGAUUAUGCAUAGAUUCAGAAUUGGCAUUCGAGUUAGCUUUGAGAUGAAAGGGGAUACGGUUGCUGAUAUCUAACUGUAUUGUAUAAUUCUUAGCAUGGUAAUUUCUAAUGCAACCCGUUCAUAUUUUGGUCACA
Molecule: messenger RNA, 1145 nt
Organism: Rhododendron vialii
Lineage: Eukaryota; Viridiplantae; Streptophyta; Magnoliopsida; Ericales; Ericaceae
Exons: 1
Coding region: 312-797 (161 amino acids)
Source: RefSeq, a predicted model, not a curated record